Molecule: messenger RNA, 1103 nt
Organism: Tripterygium wilfordii
Lineage: Eukaryota; Viridiplantae; Streptophyta; Magnoliopsida; Celastrales; Celastraceae
Exons: 3
Coding region: 224-838 (204 amino acids)
Source: RefSeq, a predicted model, not a curated record
AUGUCCAGAGUGUUACCUUCCCUUUCAAGUUCAAUCUCUCAAAUAUCUCUCCCUUUCUCUCUCUCUGAAAUUCACUCUCUCUAACGCCAAUAAUACGCCCUCCUGCCCGUUCUGCUCCAAAAAAGCUGUUUUUUCUCUCUCUCUUAGUGGGUCUUUGUUUUUUCGGUGAUGACCACCACGUCAUAUAUGGUUUUGGUGGUAUAUUAUUGAGAAGGUGAGAGAGAUGGGUUCUUGUGCAUCUGUCAAUAGGAGUUCAACAGACUCGGCCAUGAAACUGCGAUUCUCAUUUGGUUCCAGAACUGACAAGCUUCUGAUUCCCCCUUCACCAGUAAAGGAUAAGGAUAAACCAGUCAAUGAAGAAACUCUGGUCAACGGUGUCCAGGGCUCCUUUGCGGCCUAUGGUAGUAAAGAGGAAACAUUUUUCGAUUCCCAACCUUGGCUGGAUUCAGAUUGUGAAUCUGAUUUCCAGAGUGUCAAUGGUGAUUUUACCCCAUCUCGAGGCAAUACACCAGUCCAUCAUAACUUCUCUGUGGCUACCCCUAGUACAGUGAACAAAACACUUUUGGAUGGACCCGCUUCUGUGCUACCGUCCCCUGGAGAGAAGAAAAAGAAACUGCUUGAAUUUUUUCAAGAGUGCGGAGAUGACCAAGACGUUGAUACUUAUGCAUCUGUUCCCAACUCUACCUGUAGUAGUGAGUGGACUGCUAAUGGAGAUGCCCUGAUUAAGGAGAAAUCAAUGAAGUCUACACCGUGUUGCCUUCCGGGGUUGCUCUCAUGCCGUAGUUUUAGUGAGAGGAAGAAGAUGAGCCCUACUAUAGCUGUAAAUGAGAAGCCUUAAUUUCGAUUAUCCUUGGUCAAUAGAUAUGGGAGAACUGAGAAUGUAAAGCUUAUAAGGAUCCUAGUUUUCAGUAGCCCCCAAGUUCCGCAUAUGAAGCGAUGGCCGAUGCGGAUAUCUUGGGAUAUAAUUUUUUUAGGUCAAGCUUUGCUUGAGCAUCAUACUCUCUUUUGUCAAUCCUAAGGUUUAUGUUAUUUGUAGGUAUUUUUCUCUAAUAAGAGGAAAGAACAAAGAGAUAAGAGGAGGCGGCCUAAGUUUUCCCGAGUAA